Messenger RNA from Amborella trichopoda, 1848 nucleotides. It is a transcript of the gene ALDH6B2, whose product is annotated as aldehyde dehydrogenase 6B2. Gene Ontology annotation, biological process: thymine catabolic process; L-valine catabolic process. Gene Ontology annotation, molecular function: methylmalonate-semialdehyde dehydrogenase (acylating, NAD+) activity. Lineage: Eukaryota; Viridiplantae; Streptophyta; Magnoliopsida; Amborellales; Amborellaceae. Gene Ontology annotation, cellular component: mitochondrion. The record is from RefSeq and is a predicted model, not a curated record.
GGCUUGUACAGUCUUGGUAUCAAACACCACUUUAUAGGUAGCAUUCGGCGUCAAACACUUGCGGACACUCCUUUGCCAAACAUUUGCAGAGCAACAUGUUGCAUGCAAGAAGAUUGUUGUUGCAAAAAUUGCAGAGCGAUAUUCACAGGAUUGCCUUCUUUUCAACUGCUACUAAUGUUUCCCUUGAUAACAGAGCCUCACCUCCAAAACUCUGCAAUCUUAUUGGGGGGAAGCUUGUGGAUUCUCGCUCUGAUGUGUUUAUCGAUGUGAUUAACCCAGCAACACAAGAGGUUGUUUCUCAAGUUCCCUUGACGACUAGUGAUGAGUUUAAGGCUGCAGUAAAUGCAGCCAAACAUGCCUUUCCUUCAUGGAAGAACACACCAGUCACUUCUCGACAGCGUAUCAUGUUCAAGCUCCAGGAGCUCAUCCGGAGAGACAUGGAUAAACUUGCCCUGAAUAUUACCACUGAACAAGGAAAGACGUUGCGUGAUGCACAGGGGGAUGUGUUUCGUGGUCUAGAGGUGGUGGAACAUGCUUGUGGUAUGGCUACUCUACAAACAGGUGAAUUUGUUCAAAACGUGUCUAAUGGGAUUGAUACAUACAGCAUCAGGGAACCUCUGGGUGUUUGUGCUGGAAUAUGCCCAUUUAAUUUUCCUGCUAUGAUUCCUUUGUGGAUGUUUCCCAUGGCGGCAACGUGUGGUAAUACAUUUGUGUUGAAGCCUUCAGAGAAAGAUCCAGGGGCAUCUAUGAUGCUUGCCGAGCUUGCAAUGGAGGCUGGUUUACCAGAUGGUGUCCUAAAUAUAGUUCAUGGAACUAAUGAUGUUGUGAACCAUAUUUGUGAUGACGAAGACAUUAAGGCAAUAUCAUUUGUGGGUUCAAAUACAGCUGGAAUGCACAUUUAUGCUCGGGCAGCAGCAAAAGGAAAACGUGUUCAGUCUAACAUGGGAGCAAAGAACCAUGCAGUUGUCAUGCCUGAUGCAAAUAUUGAUGCUACCUUGAAUUCUCUAGUUGCAGCUGGUUUUGGUGCUGCUGGGCAACGGUGCAUGGCGCUUAGUACAGUUGUUUUCAUUGGAGAUUUGAAACCAUGGGAGGAAGGACUAAGGGAGCGUGCUGAGCAACUUAAAGUAAAUGCAGGAACUGAACCUGGUACCGACCUUGGCCCAGUGAUCAGCAAGCAGGCAAAGGAACGUAUCUGCCGAUUGAUAACAAGUGGCGUAGAAAGUGGUGCUAGGCUCGUACUUGAUGGGAGAAAAUUUGAGGUACCAAAUUACAAGAAUGGGAACUUUGUUGGCCCCACCAUCUUGAGUGAUGUGAUGAGUGACAUGGAGUGUUAUAAGGAGGAAAUUUUUGGACCAGUUCUACUUUGCAUGCAGGCCGAAAGUCUAGACGCGGCUAUUAAACUUGUCAAUAACAACAAGUAUGGGAAUGGGACAUCUAUAUUUACCACUUCAGGUGCAGCUGCUAGGAAAUUCCAGGCUGAGAUUGAAGCUGGCCAGGUUGGUAUAAACGUUCCCAUACCAGUACCUCUGCCAUUCUUCUCCUUCACUGGAAAUAAGGCUUCUUUUGCAGGAGACUUGAACUUUUACGGCAAAGCUGGAGUACAGUUCUACACCCAAGUCAAAACUGUGACCUCUCAGUGGAAGGAUCUGCCAAGCCAGGGAGUAUCCUUGGCAUUCCCAACCUCACAGAAGAUAUAAUGGGAAUAUACAUCCUUGUCUUGUUCCAGUCAUCUGUGUACAAUCUUUCCAGUUCUUACAUGGUCUUAUAUCUAUCAUAGUGAUGUCAACUCCCUGAUGCUAUUUAAUUUGGACCUAAUAAAGUCAGGCCUUUGAUACGUGUUUUACCUUA